Messenger RNA from Coregonus sp. 'balchen', 3411 nucleotides. NCBI's taxonomy places the organism in Eukaryota, Metazoa, Chordata, Actinopteri, Salmoniformes, Salmonidae. The record is from the annotation of a GenBank genome assembly.
CUUCAGCCAGCAAAGGAGGACGUGUAUUUGGCAAAUAGCCUAGUCUGAAAUUCUUGUGCAUCUAAGUAUUCGUUUAUUUUUAUUUGUGUGUGUGUUCCCUUUAUUCUCAAUAUAUUUAAAAAGGCAGGUGGACAUCUGAACUUGCGCACAGACUAGCCUACUUAAAUUUCGGCAUUUGUUAGAUAAACCUCACAGAUUUGUGGCACCAUGGGUUCCGUGUUGCCCGCUGAAGCAUUGGUGCUGAAGUCUGGAUUUAAACAACAGAGUUUGUCUCUAUCUGAAAUUAUCACCUCCGACAUCCUGCAUAGUUUUCUCUAUGGUAGAUGGAGGAACGUGCUUGGGGAACACCUUUUGGAGGAGAAGAUAAACGUCAGUCCCAAAACAGCUUUCACCGCAGAGGUCCUUGCGCAAUCAUUCUCAGGGGGUGAGUCAAUUGGAUGUUGAUGUUUUCAUUUCGAAUUAUGCAGGCCUUUAUUAUUUGUAUCCUUUCAACUGUUUCCAUGUCUUUAUCCAUGUAUAGCCUGUUUAUAUAUUAGUAUUAAGUAAAACAAAGUUACGUAUAUUUUAUACAUAUUAUUGAGUUUCAUUAUUUUGAAUUUAAUAGGUCACUAAAGUGUGUUGAUAAUUUUGAACUUAAUUCAAGUGUUGAAAUGCCGUCUGUCUAGAAGCCGCACAUAGCCUAACUGUGAACAAUAAGUGAUCAAAUUCACAUAGCCUAUAGGCUUACAGAAUUUUCCAGAAAACCCUUUCUAAAGUUUUGUUCUGGUCCCCAUGCACUUUUUCAUUUAAUUUAAUUUAUUUCCAUCCCAUUAAGCGUAUUAACCGUUUCACGACAUGAUCCCACGUAGCCUAUUUAGAGGCUCGUUUAGGAUCGCGUGUAACUAACUGAUGGUGACUUAAAUAGGGGUAUUCAAUUCAUUUGGUUAACGUUGUGCUUGACCUAAGAAAGUUUCCACACAGACCACGGACUAUAGAGGGAAAGAAAACCCCUUUCUUUUAAAUGUCCCGGGUUUUAUCUUGCAUUCAUCAAUCUCAGAAAAGCCCCUCUCCCCGGCUUUGGCAGCUAUUGCACACCAGGCACUUUUCUCUUUCAGUCGCCUUUAUUAAAGAUUGGUGUUCCUCCGUUAAUAUGCCGUGAAGGCUAAUUCUAUUGCUAUUCACACCAUGUCAGCCUUCUAAAUCGCCUUUCCAUUUUUUUUCUCAGAAAUUCCAGGGCCUUUUUAAACAAGUCCUCAUUUCAUUGGCCCUAAAUGUAUUGCUACAAAGUUUUUAUAGGGAUCAUCAAUGUGAAAUUAUAUAUUUCUUUCUACUUGCAUUUAGCAUUUAAUUAGUGUAGAGGCCCAUCACAUCCAAAGCAUAACAAAUUGCUGCAUUCAGGUUGGAAAAGGAGCAUUUAACCCUUUUCUGCUUAGGCUGAAAUUACAUUUAACUGGUUUUCACACCCCUAUAUGAUUAGGCAACCAAUGAACAAUGCUUGUAUAAAAUUGAGUUCAUAAAAAGACAUGAAGACAUUCUGUAAUAUUUGUAACAAUACUAACAACAUUUGUUGUCAACUGGGCAAAUUGAUGGCUCAUGAUAUUCAAUAACCCUUUUGUGAAAGCACUGAUUUCUGCUGCGAAGUGCAAUUUCAUGGGAAAGCAUUGAGACCAGCGAUGGCAAUUGCAGCCUAGACAACAGAAAUGUUACAUGAAAUUGCUACAAUAUAGGUAUAGGUUACCAUGCUAAAUGUCCCUCUCUGUUCCCCAGAGGUUCACAAGCUCUCCAGUCUGGUGUUGCCAAGUGAAGUGAUAAUAGCCCAGAGCUCCAUCCCUGGCGAGGGCCUAGGAAUCUUCUCCAAGACCUGGAUCAAAGCUGGGACAGAGAUGGGGCCUUUUACUGGCCGAGUCAUCUCACCUGAGCACGUGGAUCUCUUCAAGAACAACAACCUCAUGUGGGAGGUAAGCAAAGGUGGAGUGUGCAUGCAUGUAGCAGAAAAGACACUGGUAGGUCAUGUACAGGCUUACACCCCAAUGCUAGUCAUGUAACAAUUGUUUGUCACAUACAACCACAUACACAUGAAAAUGAUAUAUAGGAUAGGAUCAGUUUAUCGCUUAUAUUGACACUCCAUUGUUUUUGUGUGUUCCCUUAGGUGUUCAAUGAGGAUGGUACUGUGCGUUACUUCAUUGAUGCUAGUCAGGAGGAUCACCGCAGCUGGAUGACCUAUAUCAAAUGUGCCCGCAACGAGCAGGAGCAGAACCUGGAGGUGGUUCAGAUUGGCAGCAGUAUCUUCUACAAAGCUAUGGAGGUGAGAUUGACCCACAUAACUAGAAUGAGUAGAACGGGGAUCCUCAUUCAAGUCAAUGAUCCCAUUCUAUGAGAUUCAAUUUCUAUGGUUAGACCCCUAGAACAGUGUUAUUUCAUUACAUUGUUGUUAUUAUCACGACUAUUCACAUUAUUAUUUCUAUAUGCACUACAUUCUACCUCUACAUGAUAUUCUACUAAUAAUAAUACAAACUCUAUACUAAUACUAAAUUCACAAGAAGUUGUCUUACAGACCCAAGUGAGCUGGGCAUUUUGUGUGUUUGUGUGUUCUUAGUAAAUUAGUCAGUGAGUAAAUCAAUCAAUCAGGCAGUCAUUGGUUAUGAUGUAUUGUUGUGUCGUUUCUGCUGUUCUCUUUAUUCCAUAAAAGUCAUGUAUUUUGUAUGUCAAUCCUCCGCAGACCAUUCCCCCCGACCAGGAGCUGCUAGUGUGGUACGGAAACUCCCAUAACACAUUCCUGGGGAUUCCCGGAGUUCCAGGAAUGGAGGAUGACCAGCAGAAAAAGAGCAAAACCGGUGAGUCUUUAGUCGGAAAUGACUUGGGCCAAGCGAUGCAGAUGGGCUUUUCACUAUCGCUUUCUGAAAUAGGCUGCCAAAGUUUAGAUGUAUUUAUUUCAUGUACAAAAUUGAGAGUGUUUGUCGAGAUGAGUCUGACUCUGUUCUCUCUCUCUCUCUCCUAGAUGAGUUUCAUAUUUGCGACGGCUCCACCUCCUCGUCCUCUGCCCUGCCCACCACCGCUAGCCGGAUGCGCUGCGUCAUCUGCCACCGGGGCUUCAACUCACGCAGCAACCUGCGUUCCCACAUGCGCAUCCACACCCUGGACAAGCCCUUCGUGUGUCGCUUUUGCAAUCGGCGCUUCAGCCAGUCGUCCACCCUGCGCAACCACGUGCGCCUGCACACUGGCGAGCGGCCAUACAAGUGCCACGUGUGCCAGAGUGCCUACUCUCAGUUGGCAGGACUGCGGGCGCACCAGAAGAGCGCCAGACACCGGCCCGGUGGUGCAGGGGGAGUGGUGGUAGGCCUCCACCAGGCACACUCCCCCCCACCCCCCCAGAUGACAACAGUGCCCCACCCAGCCUCUCUGGUGCACCACAUCUCCACCAUGGUGCUGUGA